Messenger RNA from Lasiosphaeria miniovina, 762 nucleotides. RefSeq lists its product as uncharacterized. NCBI's taxonomy places the organism in Eukaryota, Fungi, Ascomycota, Sordariomycetes, Sordariales, Lasiosphaeriaceae. The record is from RefSeq and is a predicted model, not a curated record. Bases 232 to 597 code for a protein of 121 amino acids. The transcript has a single exon.
UCUUUUCUCAACUCCUCCCAACCACCAUUGAACUGCAAAUAUCCGUCACUUACCACAUACGCUGUGAUUACCGUCGCUGUGAUUACCGUCGCUCGCUGUCAUUACCGUUCUCGCCGCUCUCGAAAAUAUACAGAUUCAACUCCAAAACCAAACGACAAGCCGGCCCCCUAACCUCAUCUCAUCUCACCCCCGUCGUCUCACCACCACACCGCACCCGCACCGCAGCACAAAAUGUCCCCCGUCUCCGCCGCUGCGACCGCCCUCGUCGCACUAAUCCACACGUACAUCCUCGUACUCGAGAUGUUCCUCUGGACGAAGCCACGAGGGCGGCGCGCGUUCGGGCUGACGGCCGAGUUCGCGGCGCAGACGCGCACGCUGGCCGCCAACCAGGGCCUCUACAACGGUUUCCUGGCCGCGGGGCUGGCGUGGGGUCUGGCGCACCCCGUUCCCGAGUUCGCCGCGCAGAUCCGCUUGUUCUUCUUGGGCUGUGUUGUCGUUGCCGGUGUGUACGGCGGCGCGACGGCCAAUCGCCGUAUUCUCUUUGUCCAGGCCGUCCCGGCGGCGGUGGCGGGCGCGAGCGUGCUCUUUCUUGGGUGAAGGGGUGAUUGGGUAAUGGGUUGGUUUGGGUGUCUGAUGAUGGGUGGUUCUUUUAAAGGUGGGGAGUGGGAAUGCGGUGGUGGGUGAAUGAAUCAAUGGGCUUUGUGGUGGCUUGGGUUUGAGAUGCAAGGAGAGGCCGCGCUGGGGUAUUCUUGACGUUGUGGU